GAUGGGCCCAGCAUAGCCAGUGAGCCGCCCAAGACAGUCCGUAGCCAUUUGGGCUCGAGGGGUGCUUCAAGGACCUUCGCCAACGCAUAGACUCAUGCCGUGCGACUGGUGUGACGAGGAGGAGUGUGUCUACUGUCCUGAGUGUGAGGAAUCCUUCUGCCGAGCUUGUAGCAUCCGGCUGCACCACCCAGGGACAAAGAAUGAGCUGCACUCGCUCGAACAGAUUGCACACCAGGACCACCGUGGCGUCGCGAUCCUCACGCCGAUCCUCGACGAAUUGCUGGCCAUUUGUGUUUUCUCAUUUGUUUUCAGUAACGACCUCAUCACACCCGACUACCUCCACACCUGAGAUGUGUGCCCGCUUGUGGGGCGUGCCAGAAAAGGGAUCGCAUCUCUGGACUCCGGGGUGUUCUUUCUGAUGAAGGGGGUCUUGAACACCUAUUGUAACAUCGAGGAUUCCUACUGGAGGCUCUUCACAGACCUCUGGGUUCGGAGCAUCGUAACCACAUCUGACAGCCUGUUCCUACUCCUGUCAACGGCCAUCUACGCCUGGCUCUUCUCGACGUCCAUUGUGAUGUUCCUCGUGCCUUUUGCUGCCGCGGUCUAUGGACUCCCUUGUGCUCUUUGGGCGAGGAUCGAACACCACUUACCAAGGUGGAGGCCGUUGGUCAUCGUGGAGACCGUGGUCAAGUGUAUCGAUCUGGUCCCUCUGUCAGAUCCAACGGACGUCCCCCCCAAGACCGAGCCGCGGAAGAGGAAAUCGCAAGAUUGCGUCGAGUUUGCGCAGUAUUGGUUUGCACGCUUCUUCAGACAGUACUCCUUCUACAAGAGCACCAUAGCAACAUCGCUCAGGAGCUUGGUCACGUACCCGAUGUCUGCCGUAGUUGUCGUCCGCUUGGUCUGCAUCUUCCUCGGAGGUGGCCCCACGAUCUCGCUCAUCCUCUCUCGCGUCGGCCUGGGAGACACGAUUCACAAGCACGGCCAGCUGUUCGGAGCAGUCUCCAAGGACAUAGUCAGCGACAGGUUGCUCACGAACGGGCUACGGCAGAUACCUGUGAUGCUCCUGUCCGUCGACCUCGGCACGCUCUCGAGUGCUGUGCGCUCUAGCUUUGGCGCAACGCUUCCUGUCAUCGGCCCUCUCGUUGUGAUUGCGGCCCCCUUCCUCGUGGUGGUUGCGGCCAUCCACAUCACCCGCAAGAAGCAGCGGGAUAAGUUCAUGGAGGAUUGGCAUGCUACAGGUCGUACGGAAGCACUGGGACCAGGAAUGCGUGAGAUCGAUGCCAACGACGACGAAUGACGAGAGGGAAGUCCAUCAUCUCGCAGAGUUCACAAUGUAUUGAUAUGCCCAAAACUGGGCAUCAGGCUCUGCGCUUGCAGCCUGCUGUACGUAUAGAUGUCGCUGGAGCCAGCCUCACACUCGUGCACAAUCGUUCAUAAGACACCACCAGGAGAACUCUCCAUUAUCGGCAGGCUUUCGGAAGGCAGGACUCCCUCGAGUUCUUGUAGACGAAUGCUGCUUGUAGAUACGAGUUUUCGGAGCUUUCGGCUCCACGUGCAUCGGUUCUGUCGGCAAUCAGACGGCAUUGGCCCUCCGAUGCGCAUGGAUUUAGUCUGCUUCCCCCAGCUGCACACAUUUCAAGGAGGCAUGCUACACUGAUCGAUGAACCGUUGCCUCUUUAAGUCUUCUGUUGCUGUGUCGUUCAGAUGUACGGGUGUCCAAGCGCUGCUCUCAUCCGAUUUCGAGUGAGCCUCUUCUUCUUCCCUCCAAGCAUGCGUCCAGGAGGCUCCGGCACGAAUUGAAGACGGCUAGAGGCGCAAGGAAGCUCAAGAAUGCUCCCCAGAAG
Prorocentrum cordatum is the source of this 1844-nucleotide messenger RNA. NCBI's taxonomy places the organism in Eukaryota, Dinophyceae, Prorocentrales, Prorocentraceae. The record is from the annotation of a GenBank genome assembly.